CUGGGCUCGAGAAACAACCCUUAUUAUCGCGCUUUUGUAAAUCGUAUCAUGGCCUUUCAAUUAAUCAAACAUAUAUUCAACUUUUUCUAUCCCAACGAGACAGAGAAUCAAAAUUAUCCAGAUCGGCCGGGUCCGCUGCUGAGUUUUGGGGACCUCAUACCCUGCUAUGACCGUUCAGGUGCAGACCGCUCAGCCAUCACAUGACCCUGCACACUCCGUCCCAAAUCCACCACCCCUCCCUCAACACAUGAAACACCACUCACAAGAGUUAUUCGAACUCUGCACGGACACAAAGUCUAUACCACGCCGACGUGCCCGAAGUGUUAGUCCUUCUGCAGCCCGAACAAAUCAACGCCGUGGUCUGGAUCAAUCCUCCAAUUCCCUACGUCCCAAAUCUGGCGGUGGAGAUGAGUUAUGGGACCCAUGGCCGGACGGUGACUUUGAAAGGUUAUUAACAUGGGAGGAGGUAUUAAGAACUGACAAUCUUAGCGAACAUUGGGCUUGUCAGCCAGGAGGAGGAGACAAGAGGGGGUCAGAGUCAGCACUUGCGUGGUCGCAAGGUAAAAAGACGAGACGUGUUUGCCUGGGUGUCAUUACUUGUGAUGAACCUACCUGUGAGGUAGUCACACGUCCGCAGACCCGCCGGGCUGGUAUCAUGGGACAACUCAAUGCAUCGUGCCUUUGUGGUAGUCAGCUCAAGCACAUCGACUGCGGUGUCACAUCAGUGUUGUAUUCAUUCAAAGGAGGCGUCUACUACAUUCACAAGGGCAUUCACCACCAUCCGAAACAAACUCACAUCUUGCAUCUAUCUCGUGACGAGCGGACAAGAUUUGAACAAAUAGUCUUCGAAAAUCCUGCUGCUGGCCCUGCGGCAUUAAUUGCUGGUCGCAACAGCAUUACUGGUACCCGUGAAUCUGUUUCAACGAUCUCCACAGUGCUUCUCAACCAGGACCGUGUCAAGGCCGAGCUGCAAGCACUACGGGGCAAGUCUACUCGAAACUUUGUUGAUGACUUCGCAGAAUUCCAGAAGAACCAUCCAGGAUAUGUUUUGUAUUCUCAAUUCGAAGCAGUCACUGUCGUUGUUGUUCAAACUCAAUUCAUGGUGUCACAACUGGUGACCGACUUCAUCGAGGACGAGGCUGUGAAUGGCAUUGUUUCGGAUGCAGCACAUGGGUUUUGGUACUCAUCUAAGGAUCUUCUCAUAAUUAGUUCGACAUAUUCUGCUUUGCUCGCAUGCUGGGUACCUGGACUCAUGACCUAUGCAAAUGGAGUCUCCCUGCUAGUGCACGCAACCGAGUACGCUGGCGGGUGGUCUGGUGGCGCGGUUGCAGAUUCCCAUCAAGUUUGGGAUCACCUCCUGGUGAUGUUGAGCAAGGAGAUCUCGUGGAUGAACUUUGGCAGGACCAAGCUAAGAGGCCUCGGAGAAUGGAUCCACUCUUGGGAUACUCCUCGCGAAGAAGACUUGAUUCAAAACUUUAUGUCAGCGGAAGUAUCAAAAGAACUGGACGACAUUCUACUACCACAUAUUGCUUCGCUUCAGAAGCUCCUUGACAGUCCAGACUUGAACCAAUAUGGUGCGGAGGCAUACCCCGUGAUAGACUACAUCUUGCGAUCGAAGAAGAAGCCAGAUGUAUGCCAAAAUUGCACGUUGGUUCUCGGAGAAUGUUCCUGGUGCUUCCGGUCAAGUCGAAAAAUGGCUUGGUGGCAUGCCUUUGGUGCAUGCUUUCACUCUCGUGGUUGCUCACCGAAAGGCCAGUGAUUUUGAAAAACGCAUCGAAGCUCGAAACGAAGAAUGGAACGAUAGCAUGCUGUUGAAGAUGGCUUGGGAUGAUCUCAUGAUAAGCUAUCCUACCAAUAGCUUCGUGGCUGAUGUCGACCUCGAGUGUCUGACCGCACUAGAAG
This is a messenger RNA of Suillus fuscotomentosus, 1902 nucleotides long. RefSeq lists its product as uncharacterized. The transcript has 6 exons. The coding region runs from base 248 to 1759 and encodes 503 amino acids. The record is from RefSeq and is a predicted model, not a curated record. Lineage: Eukaryota; Fungi; Basidiomycota; Agaricomycetes; Boletales; Suillaceae.